CCAGACUGCACUCUGGGAUACUUGCAUUUACAGGAGCCAUUUCCUCCAAAUAACUGCGUCACGUUAUCAUUGCACAAAAAUCAGAGUCAGGAAGAUCAGACUAAUCAGACACCACAGAUCAGCUUCAUAAGGACAGAAUGAGUAAGGCACAAAAAAACAAAGAUGAAGAUUUUUCUCCAGGAUCCAGUUCAGUCCAGGAAGAGGGAUCAGAUUUUCAAGAGCCCAGCUGUGUGUCUAUGAAGAGUGACUGGUCUAUAGAUCCUCCACCAUACUUGAAGGAUGGAGACAAACCACGUGUCAGGUCAGUUCAGCAGAAAAGGUCAGGCAGACAGUCCAGUUCUGUGUCUAUGAAGAGUGACUGGUCUAUAGAUCCUCCACCAUACUUGAAGGAUGGAAACAAACCGCAGAGUGUCAGGCGAUCCCAGCAAUCCUCAGCUGUAACAGAACCCAUCAGUAAGAAAAUGAAAUAUGAUGAUUCUGUCAAUCAACCACAAGACAUCAGUGAAAGCGUGUAUCCUGCUAUCAGUCAUGAUGAAGUCCUUAACACAUUAAGAUCCAAACUGAAGAAAAAGUUUAAGUGUCUUUAUGAAGGAACAGCAAAGCAAGGAAACCUAAGACCUCUGAAUGAGAUCUACACAGAGCUGUACAUCACAGAGAGUGAGAGUGGAGAGAUCAGUAAUGAACACGAGGUGAGACAGCUUGAGACACAAUCCAGGAGAACAGCAACAGAGGACACAGCGAUCAAAUGCAGUGACAUCUUUACACCUUUACCUGGACAAGACAAACCCAUCAGAACUGUGCUGACAAAAGGAGUCGCUGGCAUUGGAAAAACAGUCUCUGUGCAGAAGUUCAUCCUGGACUGGGCUGAAGGACAUCAGGACGUCCAGCUCAUAUUUCCACUUCCUUUCAGAGAACUCAAUCUGAUGAAGGACAGAACACUCAGUCUUUCGGAUCUUCUUUAUGACUUUUUCCCUGAAACAAAAGAAAUAGAAAUAUCCAGUGAUGAAUAUAAAGUGUUGUUCAUCUUUGAUGGUCUGGACGAGUGUCGUCUGUCUCUGGAUUUUCAGAGCGAUGUGAGGUUGUGUGAUGUAAGUGAAUCAGCAUCAGUGGACGUGCUGCUGAAGAACCUCAUUGUGGGGAAUCUGCUUCCCUCUGCUCCCAUCUGGAUCACCUCCAGACCAGCAGCAGCUGAUCUCAUCCCCUCUGAGUGUGUCCAUCGAGUGACAGAGGUACGAGGCUUCAGUGAGCCACAGAAGGAGGAAUACUUCAGGAAGAGAAUCAGAGAUCAGAGUCUGGCUGAUAGGAUCAUCUCACACCUGAAGUCAUCAAGGAGCCUCUUCAUCAUGUGCCACAUCCCAGUCUUCUGCUGGAUUUCAUCCACUGUUCUGGAGAAGAUGUUGAGUCAAGCAAAGAGUGGAGAGAUUCCCAAGACUCUUACUCAGAUGUACACACACUUCCUGAUGGCACAGAUUAACAUCAAAGACAUGAAGUACAACGAGAAGAAGGACACAGACAAAGAGAUGGUUUUCAAAUUAGGAAAACUUGCAUAUGAGCAACUUGAAAAAGGCAAUGUGAUCUUCUAUGAGGAAGACCUGAGAGAGUGUGGCAUUGAUGUGACAGAAGCAUCAGUUUACUCAGGAUUGUGCACUCAGAUCUUCAGAGAGGAGUUUGGCUUGAAUCAAGUGAAGGUCUUCUGCUUUGUUCAUCUGAGCGUUCAGGAACAUCUAGCAGCUCUAUAUGUGCACCUCUCCUGUACAAACAACAACAUAAAUGUGUUUGAUGACAUCACCAGUAUGUCAAAGAUUUCAUUAUCUGACCUGCAUAAUAAAGCUGUGGAUAAGGCUCUACAGAGUAAGAAUGGACAUCUGGAUCUUCUCCUGCGGUUUCUUCUGGGUCUGUCAGUGAAGUCUAAUCAGGGUCUUCUACAAGGACUAAUGAAACAGACAAGAUGGAGCUCUGAGAGCAAUGAGGAAACAGUUGAGUACAUCAAGAAGAAGAUCAGGAUCAGUCGCUCUCUCAAAAAAUCCAUCAAUCUGUUCCACUGUCUGAAUGAGCUUCGUGAUCAUUCAAUAGUGGAGGAAAUACAACAAUAUCUGAACUCUGGAACAUUAGCUGAAGCCAAACUCACCUCUGUGCAGUGGUCAGCUUUAGUGUUUGUCUUGUUGACAUUAGAGCAAAUGAGCGAUGUGUUUGAGCUGAAUAAAUUUAUUGGAAGAGAAAGUGCAUCUGAUAAAGACGUUCGGAAGCUGCUUCCUGUGAUUAAAGAAUCCAGAUCAGCACAUUUGGGUGGCUGUAAUAUCACAGCUAAAGGUUGUGCUGCUCUGGCUUCAGUUCUGAGAUCAAACCCCUCAAACCUGAGAGAACUGGAUCUGUCUGGGAAUAAAAUACUAGAUUUGGGCAUGAAGCAUCUAUCUGAUGGACUUAAGGAUUCUCACUGUAAACUGGAGAGACUAAAGUUGAGAGAUUGUGGGGUCACAGGUGAAGGUUGUGCUGCUCUGGCUUCAGCUCUGAAAUCAAACCCUGAACACCUGAGAGAACUAGAUCUGUCUGAGAAUAAACUAAGAUCUUCUGAAGUGCAGUCACUUUCUGAUCUAAAAGAUGAUCCAGAUUAUAAACUGUCAGAACUGUACUAUUGACUGAGUAUAUAGACAUCAAUCCUGUUUCCUCAGGAUCAGCUGAUGUUGAACAAGGACCUGAUACAGAGACGUCACAAUCAGCAGAGACUGAAAUAAUUAUCAAUCUAGCACCUGUGUAUUUUACUUUAUAUUUCUCAUGGAUUGAUGUAAGACCAUUACAUUACCAGCCGGCUGGUUUUGAAAUAGCAUACUAUUCCUUCUAUUUCUGCUAAAUAAAGAUAAUAUUGCAGAAAUAGUACAAGUAAUUUUAUGAUACUGUAGAUAGAUGCCAUUUCUUUUGUAAGUCUUGUUUGUUCUCUGUUUUGGGGUUAGAGUUAGAGAAGUUAAGAUGCUUUUCUUUUUAUGUAUUUAAUUUCUUUUAAGUAAUUUAGCGGGUUUUAGUUUAGCUAUUUUAGCCUGGUCCAUUGCUGAAGUCAAUCAGUAUAUUUAGGGGCCAAGCACCGAAGGUGCGUAGGCACCUAUUGUAAUCGUUGGCGUUAUUAUUAUUAGGGGCUAAGCUC
Carassius auratus (goldfish) is the source of this 3136-nucleotide messenger RNA. RefSeq names its product NLR family CARD domain-containing protein 3-like. Lineage: Eukaryota; Metazoa; Chordata; Actinopteri; Cypriniformes; Cyprinidae. Gene Ontology annotation, molecular function: protein binding. The transcript has 9 exons. The record is from RefSeq and is a predicted model, not a curated record. The coding region runs from base 138 to 2636 and encodes 832 amino acids.